Molecule: messenger RNA, 1215 nt
Organism: Bipolaris victoriae FI3
Lineage: Eukaryota; Fungi; Ascomycota; Dothideomycetes; Pleosporales; Pleosporaceae
Exons: 4
Coding region: 1-1215 (404 amino acids)
Molecular function (GO): monooxygenase activity; iron ion binding; oxidoreductase activity, acting on paired donors, with incorporation or reduction of molecular oxygen
Source: RefSeq, a predicted model, not a curated record
AUGGUAAUAGGCCCUCGAGAAAUCUCAAUUUACGACCCAAGCGCCAUACAACCACUUCUCGGUUUUUCUUCCUCAACAACCAAGGGACCUUUCUACAAUGUUAUGGAAAAGUCUCUUCAUCUGAACCGAGACAAAGUUUUCCACCGCCAGCGGCGCAGGGUUUGGGAUAAUGGCAUGAAAGAGUCGCUUGCUACCUUUUCUCCGCUCGUUGAGGAGUUUACAGAAAAGCUGCUUGCUCAACUACAUAAACAGAAUGGUGAACCGAUUGAAUUGCUACGCUAUUGCAGCUACUAUAGUUAUGACGUUAUGUCAAAACUUGCGUUUGGCGACUCAAUGGGAUUUGUGGAAGGCAAACAAAGUGAAGUAGCGGCAAGCAUUCUCAACACUUUCAAUAGCAGCCUGUCUGUUAUGGGCCUCAUGUACCAUAUGCCAUGGCUCAUGAACACACUGGGUGUGGUCACUUCGAUUGCCGGGCCGAUGAAAGAAUGGCAAGACUGGAGCGUGUCACAGAUGAAACAGCGCAUAGCCCGGAAAGACGGAAAGGCCGAUUUUGUAGGACAUCUUAUCAAGAACACCCCUGAAAAUACAGCUGGACUAGAACUACUAUACGGCGAAUCUCGACUCAUCAUCAGUGCCGGCAGCGAAACUACCUCUUCGGCGUUGACGUUUACAUUGAUGCAACUAGCUACGAACCCCAAAUACGUGGAUGCGAUACGGAAGGAGUUUCGUGACUGCGUAUCUUUCAACUGCAAUCGGCCACUUCCAACGCUAGACGCAGUAAUACAAGAGUCAAUGCGUUUAUGGCCAUCGAUCUUCUUUGCACCUCAGCGUGUCACCCCACCAUCUGGAUUACACAUCAAUUCUCAUUUUAUUCCUGGAAACACAAUUGUCCAAAUGCCGCCUUUCGCUACCUUCCGCGAUUCAAGAAACUUUGUAAAACCGGAUGAAUUUGUGCCUGAACGAUGGACAUCGCAACCCGAAUUGGUGCUCAAUAAGAAUGCGUUUAUUCCAUUCAGCACAGGACCAUACAACUGCGUUGGUAAAACACUGGCUAAUAUGGAACUACGGAGUGUCAUCGCAAGAGUGGUGAAUGAGUUUGAUCUUCGUCUUCCCGACGGAUUCGUAGCAGAACAGUAUUGGGACGGUAUCAAAGAUCAGUUUACAGCAGGGCCUCCUGCAGAACAGAGACUUUCUUUUGUUAAAUGCGAGAGCUGA